AUGAGACCGAGUCGCGAGGUGAUCGUCCGCUACGACACAGAUCGCCCACUAUGGCACCACCGCCAGCUGAUCGAGUACUGCGACGCAGCAGUCAUGAGCCGCGUGAUGGGCGAGGCGCCCGACGAGCCAGGGUCCGUGAUCAUGUGGGCGAUGACGCCGACAGGGGACAUUUACCCAGAGGAGCUGAGCGUGCCUCCUCUACUCGGCAUCGCCCCGCGCGACCUCGCGGGGACGCGGAUCCGCGACCAAUGUCUGGGAGCACCGUCGCAUGGGGGCCAGGUGUUCGAAUCUGGGCAAGUGCUUCGACCAGCGCAGAGCGAACGAGCUCGAGCAGCAUGUCGGAUUCAGAACCUGUGA
Prorocentrum cordatum is the source of this 357-nucleotide messenger RNA. Lineage: Eukaryota; Dinophyceae; Prorocentrales; Prorocentraceae. The record is from the annotation of a GenBank genome assembly.